AUGGGUGCUACAGGAGUACCACUCGUGCUUGGAUAUCAUGGUGAUGAACAACAUAUUGAUUUUAUGAAGUCAGAAGCAGACAAAAUUGGAUAUCCUAUUUUAAUCAAGCCAACUCAUGGAGGUGGAGGAAAGCUGCUUUCAGGCUUAAAUUUCCCUGCUAUGCACAAUUUUGAAUCUUACCAUGGAAUGAGAAUUGUUCAAGGUCCUAAUGAUUUUGUUGAUUCAUUCUUGGGAGCACAACGUGAGGCUGCUGCAUCUUUUGGCAUAUACACAAUUUUGCUGAAAAAAUAUAUUACAAAACCAAGUCACAUAGAAGUCCAGGUUCUAAGUAAUUCUCCCAUAGAAGAAGCUAUGGGACAAUUAAGGUGA
Molecule: messenger RNA, 369 nt
Organism: Fraxinus pennsylvanica
Lineage: Eukaryota; Viridiplantae; Streptophyta; Magnoliopsida; Lamiales; Oleaceae
Source: the annotation of a GenBank genome assembly